Molecule: messenger RNA, 1361 nt
Organism: Colias croceus (clouded yellow)
Lineage: Eukaryota; Metazoa; Arthropoda; Insecta; Lepidoptera; Pieridae
Product: mitochondrial ornithine transporter 1
Exons: 7
Coding region: 355-1269 (304 amino acids)
Biological process (GO): mitochondrial L-ornithine transmembrane transport
Molecular function (GO): L-ornithine transmembrane transporter activity
Source: RefSeq, a predicted model, not a curated record
UAUUGACAUCGCGGUACAUUACAAAUUUCCAAGCAAAUUUCAAAUCAAAUUUAUACCAAGGCAGCUAAAAUAACUUGAGUAUUGAGUUCGUAAAGACUAGAGAGUAGAGAGUGAUUUAGAUAUAAACUAUUUUAGUACCGUGCUGUAUGUUCAACGCAUUUAGAUAGUGUAUAAUAAAUAAUUAUAGAUAAGACUUAUCUUCCAUUGCCCUCCCGUCCCUCAUUCCUCCACUUCUUAGCAGAAACACUACCUAAAGUGUGAUAGAGUUCGAAGUUAACAAAAAACGUGGUUAUUCUAUGGAGACAUACAAAUAAUUAAAUAUAAUUAUCUGCUAUAUAAUAAUAAGAAAUUAAAAUGGCACACUCAACUUCUUCUGGGAACAAUCUUAAAAGUGGAUUGAUUGACUUCACAGCUGGAUCACUAGGUGGAGUUGCUGUUGUAUAUGUGGGUCAACCGUUAGAUACAGUUAAAGUUAAAAUGCAGACAUUCCCUCACUUGUACAAAGGCAUGGUUGACUGCCUUAGACAAACAUUGAAAAACGAUGGCUUUGUAAGAGGCUUGUACGCGGGCACUACUCCAGCUAUCAUGGCUAAUGUUGCAGAGAACUCUGUUCUAUUCGCAGCAUAUGGCUAUUGCCAGAAGUUGGUCUGCAAGAUGACAGGCACAGAGAAAGUAGACCAAUUAUCAACAAUGGGUAAUGCGUCAGCAGGAUUCCUGGCAGCGUUUUUCUCAUCAUUCACCCUUUGUCCGACAGAGUUGAUCAAGUGCCAGCUCCAAGCAAUGAGAGAAGUUAAUGUGCAAGGCUCACAAACAGCUAUGAAAAUAACACCUUUACAAUUAACACAGCAGAUAUUUAGACAGUAUGGUAUCCAGGGUCUGUUUCGAGGAUUGGUACCAACUAUUAUGAGAGAAAUGCCUGGCUACUUCUUUUUCUUUGGCGGAUAUGAAGGUACAAGGGCUCUGUUAGCCAAGCCAGGGCAGUCCAAAGAUGAUAUUGGUUUCCUGAAGACAAUGGUGGCUGGCGCAGUAGGUGGCAUGGUUCUGUGGACGGUGAUCUUCCCAUCAGAUGUCAUAAAAUCUCGUAUACAGAUUUCAAAUGAGAAGCAGAAGUUCUUAACAGUUGGAAUGGAUAUAAUUCGUAAAGAAGGUACUUUGGCAUUGUAUAAUGGUCUCAAGCCGACGUUAGUGAGGACCAUUCCAGCGACUGCUGUGUUGUUUGUUGUGUAUGAAUAUUCAAAGAAAUUUAUGCACCAGUCAUUUGGUGACUGAAUGUAGAGAAUGAAUGUUUGAGUUUCACCAAAAUAUUUUUAUUGUAAAGAACUAUGGUUGUUAUUAAAUUUAUAGUUAUACAGUUGUGUUUA